AUGCUGCGUUUGAAUCCGACGCAGCUAAGGCUGGAUGCCAGAGACCUAACCUGGCACAUAGACCGUCACAAUGAACGUCAAACCGUGCGUGCCACAGGACCACCGACCAAUGUGAUUAACAAGACAAGGAGUCCCAAGAAAAAGCAACACGACGCUCGCACUCACGAUUCACCCUACUCUUUUGCCCAACCGGCUACAGCCAGAACAACAGAGGUCACCGGCAAGCACGAAGACUCAAUAAUCUCUAACGAACCAGUCCCUCACGACUCAAGAUCCUUCUGGGAUAGAGUACUCGCGGAUGCUGGAACCCCUACACGGACGCAGACAACUUCUCUGGGCAAUGCGACAGUGAUAGAGCCCUCCAAUGACUUCCUCGAGAACAAUCAUUCCUCACGAGCCUCAAUCGAAGAAAAUUAUACUGACUGGCAUGAUGACAACGACGUUGGGGCCCAUUACAGUGACCACCUGCGGUCGCCUUUCCGUGAUACCGAGGCGGACCUCUCCUCUCAAUGGCCACUUCCGUCCUCCUCAGGUUCACUUGAAUCAACAAGAGUCGACCCCUGCGUUGAUGCAAACAAAGCAGAUGAGGGGCAGAAGUUCCCUUUCGAGAAGGUGGUAAAGACUGCGUCAGCAAAGCGUCGAUUGUCGUUCAACAACUUCAAUUUCUUCCAUCGGAAGGUCACGCCAGACUUGGAUGGGAGUCUCGAAGUCAAUGAACUCCACUCUUUUGCCAACGGAGAUUCUGAUGGCCGCUACAACUCUCAUUGGAGCCACGAUAGAAGCAAAUCAGAAUCAUCCAAUAGCAGCGCUGGCGGAGACAUUCGUGAUGGAAUGUAUGGUAGCCGUCGGGAUAGGCGUACAAUUUCCACCAACCUGGAGACCUACGUAAACGGCAGGAGUGAUGCAGAGGGCAGCGGGUCUAGGCACUCAUCCAAUGAUACCGCCAGUCGAUCUAUGCUGCCAACAAUGCCUUCACCACCACAUUGUGAGGACACUCCACGUCACGCAAGCGGUCUUCCGAGAUCUUCUUUGUACAUUUCCCAAGCCGCAAUGUCAAGCUCUCCACAUAAGGGUCCAGAAACUAUAGCGGGCUAUUCUGAGACACCUGCCUCCGAAGGGCUUCUGGCAUUUCCUCCAAGGCGUCGUAAGAGGUACAAGCGUCGCAGCGAGAGCUACCCUUUUGUGUCAUCAGAAGAUCUAGACAUGUCUGCUCUACCACAGGUCGAUGGGCCUUCAACAUUCAAGAGUAACUUGGUAAAUCUACCGUCCCUCACCCUUUCGUACCCCUCGACGCAUAACAUGGUACCCACUCCACCACCGGGCCUCCCAGCUUGGAACUAUCACCCUAUUGGUGCAUCACCAGCUGGUUCCCCCAACCACGACCCAGACUACACUACUGGUAGAUUACACGGUCAAACUCAAACGAAUUACGAAUGGUCUUCGCCUCAUGAAUCUUAUCAGGAUUCCGUCGAGAUCCAUAGCUACCGGUCUCAUAGCAGCAUGGGUUCCCACCACACUCGCAUUGCCUCCUCCCAGAGUCAGCUGGGCACUGUUCAUCCAACUCCAUCCCGUCGCAAUCUUAGUCCUUUUGCAGAACCUUUCGUCCCAAGAAGCGCUCGUCGUCAUCCCUCCCCACAGCUACCUCUUCCGCCGCCUUUCUCCGCUACGCCACGAAACCUGUCCUUAAAUUCUGUCUUCCCUUCUUCUUCCGUCUCCCCGCACACACCUCCUUCCCGCCUCCCUUCCUAUCCCAUCUCUCCUGUGCCACAGUCACACGCCCACAUACCCAUUUACAACGACAAUCUCUCCCCAACGACUCAACCUCAAACGCCGGCCGAGCUCUCGCGCAACCGACGACCGCCCUUGGCGACUCAGAAUCCUUUCAACACCGCACCCGCUCCUUCUCGGGGUUUGACGACGCGAAAUGAGAGGUUGGCUACUUGGCAAGCUUUCGCUACGCCGACGAGAAGGCCGUCUGCCCGGACGAGGAACUACAGGGAUUAUGAGCAGGAAAAUGUUGGGGCGGUGGACGCAGAGGAGAGGCGAUUGAGAAGAGAAAUUGCUACAGGAUUGGGGAUGGGUAGGGAGGAGAUGGAGAGGGAUAGGCAGAGGUGA
Messenger RNA from Letharia columbiana, 2115 nucleotides. RefSeq lists its product as uncharacterized. The transcript has a single exon. Lineage: Eukaryota; Fungi; Ascomycota; Lecanoromycetes; Lecanorales; Parmeliaceae. The coding region runs from base 1 to 2115 and encodes 704 amino acids. The record is from RefSeq and is a predicted model, not a curated record.